CGCCUCGAGGACCCCGGCAGCGAGCCCAGGGCUAGUGCGCUCUGAAGCUUACUACCCAGUGGAGACCCGCCCGGCCGACAGGCUUCAUGGCGGCGAGGCCAGUGUCCCGGAUGCUGCAGCGGGUGCUGAGGUCCAGCGUCCGGAGCUGCAGCUCGGGGGCUCCAGUGACGCAGCACCGCCCGGGGGAGCCCUCCCAAACUGCGGUGGAGGGGGUUUAAAGGAAAGGGAAAAACAGAAGAUUGAAAGUAGGACAUGCAGUGUUGCAGGAGAGAAGAGGCAGGGAUGGGGCUUGUUAACAUCAAAGAAAAGAGUUUGCAAGCCUGGCUGGGAGCUGUCCAGACGGAGACAGUUCCUGAGAGAGCACGCGGCCCCCUUCUCCGCCUUCCUCACUGACAGCUUCGGCCGGCAACACAGCUACCUGCGAAUCUCCCUCACCGAGAAGUGCAACCUCAGAUGUCAGUACUGCAUGCCUGAGGAGGGCGUCCCACUGACCCCCAAGGCUGACCUGCUGACCACAGAGGAGAUCCUGACCCUUGCCCGGCUCUUUGUGAAAGAAGGCGUAGACAAGAUCCGGCUUACUGGGGGAGAGCCGCUCAUUCGGCCGGAUGUGGUGGACAUUGUGGCUCAGCUCCACCGGCUGGAAGGGCUGAGGACCAUUGGCAUCACCACCAAUGGUAUCAACCUUGCCCGGCUGCUGCCUCAACUUCAGAAAGCUGGGCUCAGUGCCAUCAACAUCAGCCUGGAUACCCUGGUGCCAGCCAAGUUUGAGUUCAUCGUCCGCAGGAAAGGUUUCCACAAAGUCAUGGAGGGCAUCCACAAGGCCAUCGAGCUGGGCUACAGCCCUGUGAAGGUGAACUGUGUGGUGAUGCGAGGCCUAAAUGAGGAUGAGCUCCUGGACUUUGUGGCCUUGACCGAGGGCCUCCCCCUGGACGUGCGCUUCAUAGAGUACAUGCCCUUCGAUGGCAACAAGUGGAACUUCAAGAAGAUGGUCAGCUACAAGGAGAUGCUGGACACCCUCCGGCAGCAGUGGCCAGAGCUGGAGAAGCUGCCCGAGGAGGAAUCCAGCACAGCCAAGGCCUUUAAAGUCCCUGGUUUCCGAGGCCAGGUCAGCUUCAUCACGUCCAUGUCUGAGCAUUUCUGUGGAACCUGCAACCGGCUGCGAAUCACAGCAGACGGGAACCUCAAGGUCUGCCUCUUCGGGAACUCGGAGGUGUCUCUACGGGAUCACCUGAGGGCGGGGGCCUCCGAGGAAGAGUUGCUGCAAAUCAUCGGGGCCGCUGUGGGCAGGAAGAAGCGGCAGCAUGCAGGCAUGUUCAAUAUUGCCCAGAUGAAGAACCGGCCCAUGAUCCUCAUCGAGUUACUUUUGAUGCUCCAAGAUUCCCCACCAGCCAUUCCAAGCAUUUCCUCCCAGGACCCCUUUCGUGUUCAGGGUAUAGGACACAGAGUGAGUUUCUCCAACCAGAUGGCGACUUUGUGGAAAGGAUGCCGGGGCCCCCGGACCUCUCUCCUUGCCCAGCGGUGGCUGGGGUCCGGCCCCCCUCAGAGACACUGCAGUUCCCGCCUAGACUCAGAUACCAACCCCAAGUGCCUUAGUGCAGUGUCCCGGGCUCCUGCCACCCCCUCAGGACCCCCGCCAACCUCGGACCAACUAACCCAUGUGGACGCAGAAGGACGGGCAGCUAUGGUAGAUGUGGGCGGGAAGCCGGACACGGAGCGGGUGGCUGUGGCCUCGGCUGUGGUCCUUCUGGGGCCCGUGGCUUUCAAUCUUGUCCAGAAGAACCAGCUAAAGAAGGGAGAUGCCCUGGUGGUGGCCCAGCUGGCCGGAGUCCAGGCCGCCAAGCAGACCAGCCAGCUGAUUCCUCUGUGCCACCACGUGGCCCUGAGCCACGUCGAGGUACAACUGGAGCUGGACAGCACACGCCAUGCUGUGGGGAUCCAGGCGUCUUGCCGGGCUCGGGGCCCCACUGGGGUGGAGAUGGAAGCCUUGACCGCGGCUGCUGUGGCCGCCCUCACCCUGUACGACAUGUGUAAGGCUGUCAGCAGAGACAUUGUGUUGGGAGAAAUCAAGCUUAUUAGCAAGACUGGGGGGCAGCGGGGGGACUUCCAUCGGACUUAGUAGAGCUCUUGCCCCUCCCCCCCGGGCCCAGCCAGGUCGAGAUGGGAUGCAGUUCCGGGCAAAUCCUGCAACCCUGUCGCUGUUGACCUUCACCAGUAGGAACUCGAGGUCAGCCUACCCCCUCUACUGCUACAUGAUCGGUAGUGACCUGCAAGGUUUUCUACGUUCAGAGAGGAAACCAGCAGGCCCGUCAGCCUUCCUGGACACUACAGUCGUGGGAGGGGGUCACCACGAGCAGUGCCAACGAACAGAAAGAUCACGUCAUCUGAAAUAGUCCCCAGAUAACACAUCUAGGUUCAGACAGUCCCGUCCGUGACUUCCGCUUCUCAUUUUGGGUUUUCUCUUCUUCUUCCUUGGGGAGAGAAUAAGGGCUCACGAAGUAGAGGGAACCCGCUUUGAGGAGGGAAAAGUGCAGUUUGCAUUAAGAAUGUUCCACAGCUCCUCCAAAGCAGCUCUGCCUUCCAGAGUUUGUGGAGCCACAGCCCCACCCUUUCUUGCCUGUCACCCCUCUGAAAGGGCCAGUUAGCACCUCCUUUUACCCCAGUCUUUGUCCCAUCAAACCUGCAGGGUUUGGGCUUAACAAUUGCACUUGACCUGCCAGCUCCCUUUCCUGGGCCCCUUCCCCCUAGAACAGGACCCACACGGGCAGCAGCCCUGAGGACUCCUGACCGAGCACACAUCCCACACCUGGCCCUGCACACUGCUGUUCCACCCACCACCCACACCCCUUUAUUCUGGAACAUAUCAGGGAAAGAAGAGAGUUGAAGAUUGCCUUCACCCUCACAGCGCACAAAAUAAAGCCACAAUGCCAACUUUG
Molecule: messenger RNA, 2933 nt
Organism: Felis catus (domestic cat)
Lineage: Eukaryota; Metazoa; Chordata; Mammalia; Carnivora; Felidae
Gene: MOCS1
Product: molybdenum cofactor synthesis 1
Exons: 12
Coding region: 467-2116 (549 amino acids)
Biological process (GO): Mo-molybdopterin cofactor biosynthetic process
Molecular function (GO): metal ion binding; cyclic pyranopterin monophosphate synthase activity; 4 iron, 4 sulfur cluster binding
Source: RefSeq, a predicted model, not a curated record